Lagenorhynchus albirostris (white-beaked dolphin) is the source of this 1163-nucleotide messenger RNA. It is a transcript of the gene PRXL2C, whose product is annotated as peroxiredoxin like 2C. The transcript has 6 exons. NCBI's taxonomy places the organism in Eukaryota, Metazoa, Chordata, Mammalia, Artiodactyla, Delphinidae. The record is from RefSeq and is a predicted model, not a curated record. Bases 84 to 788 code for a protein of 234 amino acids.
GCCCGCUCCUUACGCCCAGCUUGGGUAGCGACCCGGCCCACCAAAGAUUCUGACCCCCACCCUCGCGAACCAAGGGCCCGCGGAUGCAGGGCGCGAUGGCCGCCCCAUCCGUGGUCCCGGUCACGCGGCAGAUCAGCGGCCGCGCUGCCCCAGCCGCAGUCCCAGACCCGAGCGGCCCCGAGAGCGGGCAGUCCCUGGCCGCCGCCGUGGCCGACCUGCCGGUGCUGGACGCCUCCGGGAGGCGGGUGCUGUUCGGCGCGCUGUUCCGGGAGCGCCGGGCUGUAGUGGUCUUCGUGCGGCAUUUCCUGUGUUACAUCUGCAAGGAAUAUGUAGAAGAUCUGGCCAAAAUCCCCAAGAGUUUCUUACAAGAAGCAAAUGUCACUCUUAUAGUGAUUGGACAGUCAUCCUACCAUCAUAUUGAGCCUUUCUGUAAACUGACUGGGUAUUCUCAUGAAAUCUAUGUUGAUCCUGAGAGAGAAAUUUAUAAAAGAUUGGGAAUGAAAAGAGGUGAAGAAAUUGCCUCCUCAGGACAGAGCCCCCAUAUAAAAUCAAAUAUACUCUCAGGAAGCAUUCGGAGCCUGUGGCGGGCAGUGACUGGCCCUCUUUUUGAUUUUCAAGGAGAUCCAGCUCAGCAAGGUGGAACACUCAUUUUAGGUCCAGGUAACAACAUCCAUUUUAUACACUGUGAUAGGAAUAGGUUGGAUCACAAGCCCAUCAACUCUGUUUUACAGCUUGUAGGAGUUCAGCACGUGGACUUUACAAGCAGACCUUCAGUUAUCCAUGUGUGACAUUACAGACUCUGUCGCUUUCAAAUGGACCUUGGGAUAUGACCUGGAUUGUGGGAAUGUAGUAUACUUGUGCAGUGCCUAACUUGUUGGCUCUUCCCAGCCUUUGAGGAGUUAUGAAACCAUAAAGAGACCGUGUACCACCAGUUGAAUAGCAUGCUGAGAGGCAUUAGUUGUCAAAAAUGUGAUAUAUAUUUAUAAUUUUAUAGCUUUUGAAGUUUUAUUUUCUAUAAAAAUUUUUGUAAAAAAAUUAUUUUAUUUUUGUAAAAUAAAACUUUAAAAGCUAUAAAAUUAUAAAUACCAUUCUUUAUUUUACAUUAUGAUAUAUCCAUUCAAUGAAGGUUUUUUUGGCCAUUAAAAUCAUAAAUUCUUUUUUUU